UUCUGACUUGACAUACGUUAUCAAGUUUAAUAUCAAUUUCAUUUAACCACAUGUCGACGUAUAAUUGUUUGGUGCUUCUGAAUUAAAUGAUAUUUUUACAUUAUAAAACCAUCUUAAAUUAAACUAUUGCCUCUAUAAAAUAACAGUUAUAAGUGAUUUACAAAUUCUUUUAUUCAAGUACGUACAAAUAUUGCAACUAUGGCACCUUCAGUCCCAGAAGUGAACUAUAUGCCUAAAGAUGACCCUAUCGGUAUCAGAGCAGUGUUACUCGGACCUCCCGGUUCUGGCAAGGGCACUCAAGCUCCAUUGCUCAAGAAGAAAUUCUGUGUAUGUCAUUUAUCGACUGGGGAUAUGUUACGAGCGGAAGUAGCAUCAGGCUCCGAGCUAGGUCGUCGACUGAAGCAAGUUAUGGAUGAAGGAAAACUGGUGUCGGAUGAAAUGGUUGUUGACAUGAUUGAUAAGAAUCUUGAUAAACCUGAAUGUAAGCAUGGCUUCCUGUUAGAUGGAUUCCCUAGAACAGUGCCACAAGCUGAAAAGCUUGAUGAUCUCUUGGCUAAAAGGAAAUCAGCUCUUGAUUGUGUUAUUGAGUUCAAUAUUGAAGAUAGCUUGCUAGUCCGUAGAGUCACCGGACGAUUAAUUCAUCCAGCAAGUGGUCGCAGCUAUCACGAGGAGUUCCAUCCUCCUAAGAAAGCUAUGACGGAUGAUGAGACCGGCGAACCUCUGAUACGGAGGUCAGAUGAUAACGUUAAAGCCUUGCAGAAGAGAUUAGCUACAUAUCACAACCAAACGGUACCUCUCAUUGAUUAUUAUAUGAGGAAAGGUCUGCAUUAUAGGAUAGACGCCUCAAAGUCCGCUGAAACAGUGUUCGAUAAAAUCGACAACAUUUUUAAAACUCAGAUCUUUGGAAGAGCAAGAUCAGCAAAAUAAUUUACAAUAAGAAAAAGUUCUUGUACUAAAUGAUUUUAUCAUAUUUUUUACACUAUGCCCUUGUUCUGGUUUCGGUGAUGGCUGUCCUCGAGAAUAUUUUGUACUGUAAAUAAAACAUUCUACAAUUUUAUAACUUGUAACCUAUAGAACUAGAGAAAUGAUUUGAUGAAAUAAACAAUAAGGAAUAACAACCAUCAUGUACAAUCUUAAAAUUGUGUAAAAAAAAUAAAGUAUAAGUUGAAUUCUU
Molecule: messenger RNA, 1174 nt
Organism: Danaus plexippus (monarch butterfly)
Lineage: Eukaryota; Metazoa; Arthropoda; Insecta; Lepidoptera; Nymphalidae
Gene: Ak2
Product: adenylate kinase
Exons: 3
Coding region: 199-927 (242 amino acids)
Biological process (GO): ADP biosynthetic process
Cellular component (GO): cytoplasm; mitochondrion
Molecular function (GO): ATP binding; AMP kinase activity
Source: RefSeq, a predicted model, not a curated record